Messenger RNA from Eriocheir sinensis (Chinese mitten crab), 351 nucleotides. RefSeq lists its product as uncharacterized. The record is from RefSeq and is a predicted model, not a curated record. NCBI's taxonomy places the organism in Eukaryota, Metazoa, Arthropoda, Malacostraca, Decapoda, Varunidae. The coding region runs from base 19 to 351 and encodes 110 amino acids. The transcript has 2 exons.
UCCCACACCACCACCUCCAUGCCCACACCCCACACCCCACCACACCCCACACCCGGCCACACUAACAGCUCCUCCCGCAGGGUGUGCGGUAGCGGUGGCGGGCCGGGCGCGCCGCACGGGGCCGCCGUCAUGCUCUCGCCGGUGGACGCGGGACACGGGCCGCACGGGCCACACGGGGUGCACGGCCCCCACGGCCCCCACCCCCACCCCCCCUGGGCACCCGCCGGGCUGGACGACAUGACGCAGAAGGCUUGUGAUAUCGAAUUCUCCUCGGCUCUGACCACAGGCGAGUAUCAAAGUGUCUUGGUUGGGGAUGGAAGGGUUCAGGUAUUUAUGAUUCCCCGGAGAUAG